Aspergillus puulaauensis is the source of this 840-nucleotide messenger RNA. Its product is annotated as N-acyl homoserine lactonase family protein. The transcript is spliced from 6 exons. Bases 1 to 840 code for a protein of 279 amino acids. Lineage: Eukaryota; Fungi; Ascomycota; Eurotiomycetes; Eurotiales; Aspergillaceae. The record is from RefSeq and is a predicted model, not a curated record.
AUGAGUUCUGUGAAUAUUGAACAGGCCCCAAAGGGCACAAAGCUGUGGCUACUUCACCUUGGAUAUGUCGAAGCAGACGAGGGGUUCUUCCUCGCAGGGGCCGGUACUUCGACUAUGAGCAACCCAAAUCGCGAGAACCCACGGCGCAAGCUUGUUCUUACAUCUGCACUUAUUGACCAUCCCGUCGAGGGUCUCAUCCUGUUUGAGACUGGACCUGGCGAAGCAUACCCCGAGGUUUGGGGGCCGCCUAUCAAUGACAUAUUUGGGCGGGUUGACUAUUCUCCAGAGCACGAACUCGAAGCAGCUCUCGCCAAGUCCGGUCAUUCGAUCAAAGAUAUCAAAGCUGUGGUUAUGGGACAUCUUCACAUCGACCAUGCGGGCGGGCUUGAGAAAUUCAGUGGGACUGAUGUCCCGAUCUAUGUCCACGAGGAAGAGCUGAAGCACGCAUUUUACAGCGUGGCCACCAAGUCGGAUGCAGGCGUCUAUCAUGGCAAAGAUCUUGACACCAAGUUGAAUUGGACAGCCAUCCAUGGGGAGUCAUUUGAGCUUGCCCAGGGUAUUACUCUGCGGCAUGCUCCCGGCCAUACUCCAGGGCUGAUCCUGAUGCAGGCCAACCUUCCCGACAGUGGGACAUGGCUUUUUACUACCGACCAAUACCAUGUCAGCGAGAAUUACGAACAAUCCAUUCCGCAUGGCUGGCUUGCUCGAGACUAUCACGCUUGGAUCAAGACGCAUCAGAUGGUGAAGACCAUCGCAAAGAGAACAAACGCGAAUCUGGUGUUCGGACACGAUUUGGGGAACUUUUUCCAGUAUGAACAUGCACCUCAUACGUACAUCUAG